This is a messenger RNA of Liolophura sinensis, 4721 nucleotides long. Its product is annotated as protein ABHD15-like. The transcript has 3 exons. Bases 1714 to 2874 code for a protein of 386 amino acids. Gene Ontology annotation, biological process: lipid metabolic process. The record is from RefSeq and is a predicted model, not a curated record. NCBI's taxonomy places the organism in Eukaryota, Metazoa, Mollusca, Polyplacophora, Chitonida, Chitonidae. Gene Ontology annotation, molecular function: short-chain carboxylesterase activity; monoacylglycerol lipase activity.
UCAACUUUCAAGUAAAUGAGCAAAGUCUGCAGAAAAAGCAGGAAAAGUUUGAUGUUUAGACAAGGCUUCUGUAGAAUAGGAUUUACUCCCCGGUGACAUACGUAUAGGCAUAUGUAAAAAGUAUGUGGGCGUGUCCUCACAGAAAGGGCCGCUCGAUGUGAGUUACGAUGUUACGCGUCUCACUUCACCGGGCCCAGGUCUUGCGUCAAGAAACAGUGCGAGAGCAGCUGUACUUUUCCUGCAUGGACACAAACAACCCGGCUGUCCAGUGUUUGAACACAAGCUGACCUGACCUCAUUUACCCUGCGAUGCCCGUGAGCGCUGCAAAACAUCUAUUAACCCAAAACAUCUGGCAAUGCCAGUGCAGUUUUCUCUCCACGUGUUAGCCGAAUGUGUUGUUGUUGUCGUUGGCUUCUCUCACAGCCAGUUAACGUCAUGGUAGUGAAGAUCGGCUGAGGCAGGUUGCACGAGGACAAAGAGGGGAUGCCCCCAACUCGAAUUCCUCGGGGACAGCUGUGCUAUCGGCGUUCCGACCGGGAACCAUCCGAUUACUUUAUCACAGCUAUUCUCCAACGGUGACUCCACGUUACGCCGUCGUGGUUCACCCAUGUUCGUGUAAUCCGGCCACGUGGUCUGAUCUCACACGCGAGAGCUUAAUUGCCGUUACAAAUGACGGUAAAUCUAGGACAUAACAUCACGUGGUACAUGUAUAUGUUGGUAUCGCAGUCUGUGCGGUAGAACAGUAAAUAAUAAGCCAGCAGUAGCCCAGCUCCUGCUGUUUUUCACUCGAUCCGACGACCCGGCACUGACAGAAGAAGUUGUUGAGAUAGAGAGAUACUUCAGAUGGCUUCCUCUCUGGGCUCAGGCUGACAGGUUUCCGCAAAUCGCAGGCAACAUGACUUGAAUUCGGCAAACAGGAAGUCAUCCGGCUGCGGAGUUAAUCAAGAGCUAUUCGGUUCUUGACGCGUGAGGAAUUCCCCGAUAAACCGUCCCUCUUUCAGUGGACGUGAGAAAAGAGGGAGCAAAGAAGAGGUUUCGCCAUUGACCCCUUCUGCCCGGGUUCAGAUGACCGGUAUCUAAGACGGCCUUGGUGUGAAGGAAUUCGCAGUCAAACACCUGCUACAACAGAAUGCCCCAGUGAGAUAGAAAGACCUUUAACCCUUAUUGCAGCAAUACACUGCACUGUUUCUCUCCCUGGAGCGAGUCACUGGCGAGACGAACUUAGGCCUGUUCCAAAAAAAAGAUAACAGUUAAAAUUCUUUCCCGAUCCAAUACUCGGUGCAUAUUCCAAGACAGUUGUGCCGUGAAGCGGUGGCAUCUGUCCGCGUCCGGCAAGCGAUAUGAAAUCAAGAUUACCCUGAGGAUAAACAUAAAGUGGCAUUGUGGAAGACUGGAGUUGUGGGAAGAUGUGCUGAGUGAAGUGUACGGGAGACAUUUGCACCGUUUUGCAGCAAAUAGAGUGAAAUCAUAUUUGUGACUUUUUUGCACGGAAGACAACUGCACGCUCUGGAGAAUCUGUGUUGUAGUAGCCUGUAAUCGGAACACAAAAGACCACAGUGUGUUAAUCCGCCUGACGUUAUCCACUCAGCUGACGUCAUGAGUGAUUAUGCCUCCGCCGAGUUACCCGCUGUGAGUAUAUAUGUCCAGGCUGCCACUUCACUGGGUACAUUACUAGCCUGAAUUUCCCGAACAGUCUGACUCUCGGUCGUCACAAUGAUAUUCUGGUGGACAAUGUUGUCGAUACCUCUACCGUUUGUUAUCACCGUCGUCGGCACCAUGGUUCUAACGGCGUUUGUGUAUUUAAAAUCAAUGCUGAAGCCAAGGGAUUACUUGCCCAAACUUUUCUACAAGGAAUCUGCUUUGACAAAACACCUUCUGAAACGAUGUCGUGGUUUAACCCGACCCUUCCGCCCGCCCUUAUGGGCACAGAAUGCCCACGUUCAAACUUUCAUGGCAGCAUUUUUACCUGGACCACGCGUGGAGUUCGACCGGGAGUAUCUUCAAAUGAAGGACAGGGGAGUUGUCGCCCUUGAUUGGGUAAUACCGGAAAACCAUAAAAGUAACCCAAAGAAGACGAAUCCUGUGCUCAUAGUCCUGCCCGGGAUGACUGGAGAUGCCGUAAGUGUAGCUGGUCUGUGUUACGACGGCGCUAAGAAGGGCUACCGCGUUGUAGUGUUCAACAAACGGGGCCACGGUGGCAGUGUCUUGACUACGGCCAUGCUGCAGAGUUUCGGAGACCCUUCGGACCUCCGACAAGUUGUGAAGUACAUUCGCGGGCGCUAUCCUAAAGCCAAACUGACGGCUGCGGGGAUCAGCGCCGGUUCGGGCCUUCUAGUGUCUUACUUGGGCGAGUUCGGCUCCUCAUCUUACCUCAGCGCCGCCGUGUGCAUAUCUCCAGGCUACGACGCCUGGGAACUGUUUACCAAACACGUCUUUGCCUUUUACGACUUUUGUCUCUUGUUCAGCCUAAAACGGCUCCUCAGCACACAUUCUAGUGCCCUGUCUAAAGUCGUGGACGUCCCUGCGGCAAUGCAGAGCAAAACGUUGUGCGAGUUCGAUAGGCUGGUGUACUGUAAACUGUACGGCUGUAACUCCCUUCAGGAAUACUGGGAGAAAAAUAAUCCCAUGCGGGACGUGGACGAUAUUGCCGUCCCUGUGUUGUGUAUCAACAGCCUAGACGACCCUGUCUGUGUAAAAGGGAAUAUUCCAUUUGAAUUAUUUAAAUAUUACCCGAACUUUUUCCUCGUGGCCACUGAGAAAGGAGGCCAUUGCGGUUUCCUGGAAGGGACGCCACCAAAGCCAUGGGCGAACAAACUCGCUCUUGAGUACUUGUCCGCCGUGUUAGAGUUUUUCACCAUACAUGGCGAAAGGUAAUGGCAAAGACAGCUUAUUUAAUGUAAAGUACUUUUUGCUCGGAUCAGUUUAUUGGGAAAGAGAAAAGGGAGGAAGGAAAGAAAGCUUACGUUCAAGUAAAACAAGAACCCAUGAUUUAUUUUACACAUGUCGGUAUUUCUAUUACUGUGUAUGAAGCACUAUCAGUGAUUUGCAUUGUUUAAUAUGUAUAAACACGGCACGGUUAUAAAUUAUGGUAUUCGGGUUUACAAACUCUGUAAUGGACUUUUCGCACUUGUUCAUGUACGAAGAACAGGAGAUUGUGCAGGAACAAAAAGAAGGAUGGUUUCUUCGAUAAAUGGUCUAGUAGUAUUACUUUCUUGGGUCAGUUUAACUUGGCUAAAUCUUGCCCAAAUCAUGCCUUCUUUACGGUACCUUUUAAGUGUUUAUGAAAAGAACUUCUAUGCGCCUGUACGUUUAUUCCUUAGUAACGAUCUGCUAUCGUUUUGUGGGUGAUAAUCACAACACUGACCCGUCCACUCGAUCGAUUACUUGUCAGUGCUGUGCUCGAAUGAUUUCUUAGUAACUCACUUGGCUAACUCGUCCUUACACUAUUCACAAAAACAUCACUGCCGCUACAUGUUAUCGUCUUAUUUCUACUCUUUGAGGAACUAGAUCCACGGAAAAAGUCGUGACCUGAAAGAGCUAAACGAUUCUGUCCUGCAUGCUACUGUUAACGGAGCUAAAAAAUAUCAAUUACUGGCAAUUCCAAUUGAUUUUUUUUUAUUGGUGUUUUACGCCGUACUCAAGAAUAUUUCACUUAUACGACGGCGGCCAGUAUUGAGCGAGUAUAACAUAGACCGACGUCAGUGUAAGCCUCCAUUUAUAUAUACCGCGCCUAUUAAGAUGUGCUCCCUAACGCAACUUAGGUCCAAAAGCUGUUUCAGGUUUAAUCAAAUGGAAUCACGAGUCCACCAAAGAUUUUAUUCAUCACAGUUUUAUUCGUAAUGUACAAAGAAUUGAUUUCUGGUAAGGGUCGCACGGAAGGCGUACGGAAAUUAUCUCAUUCGGAACUCAGAUUAGAACAUUGCCGAUACAAAGCUACCCACUCAGGGUCUGUACUUGGUGACAAAGGUAAGAAAAAUCUGAGGAGUAAAGUUUUCAGAUUCAGGUUUAUAAUUUACAAAAUUGCACACAUAUAUGCUGUAUAUUUACUCUGUCAGGCGUUCUAUGUGUACCCAUGGCUGUUACACUCAGUAUUCGGAAGGUCAUUGAAUUAUGGUGUAGGUACGAUACCGUCACUAUCAGCUGCAAUCUAUAGUCAUUGUAAUUUGGGCAAGGUUGCUAAUUAAUUCUCCAGAUCUAUAUAAUCAAAUUUGACUUAUCUUUGUAAAAAUUGCCUUUUAUUUAAGGGUACAAAUGUUAAAAUGCUAACAACCACAAGCAACAUUGUGAUAAUAUGUGAUAAAGUUGAGGCGUUGUUCUGUUUGUUUUAUUGUAAUGAUUUUAGUCAUUUGUGAAAGAGCUGUUAUUUAAUCCUCAUUUUGUUGUUUGGUGUCACGACGUGUUUAAAAGUCUGAAUAAUUAUCACUUGCUAUCCUCGCAUAAACAUGUUCUAUUCAGGAAACGGGGCUAAUUCGUCGUUUGGAACUCUUUGGAAUUGUUUGGCCAAUACAACGUUUCCGAAUGUGCAGCUCGAAAGAGUUCCAAACAAGUAGGAUCGCCCAUCCAGAUCAAACUCGUAUUUUGUAUAUAAAUACUUAAUGGUAAGACACAUAAUUCACAUUUAGCAAUGGUUCUCAUGAAAGCAAGCUUUACAUUUACUGUAUAUGUGUAUGACGAUUUCAUUUUGCGAGUAUUCUCCUCUAAAAUAAAGAUUUAUCAAAGUU